AUGGCGUCGUAUGUCUUCGUGAUUUCUCUUCUUCUUCUCUCUCAUUUGUCAGCUGUUAUCUCCGAUGACGCGUCUUUCCAGAAACUUCCGGUGCCGGGAAAGAGGUCAGGCCCUGAAUCUUUUGCCUUUGAUUCCACCGGCCGAAAAGCUUUCUACACCGGAGUCUCCGGUGGUAAAAUCCUCAAGUAUACUCCUGACAAAGGUUUUGUUGAUUUUGCCCAAAUCACUAAGUCUUCAACUUCUUCAUGGUGCAAAGGAGUAUUUGGAACCGCAAUGGCCAAGAAAUGUGGCAGACCUGCCGGGAUAGCCUUCAACCCAAAGACAAGUGAACUUUACGUCGCUGAUGCUCCAUUGGGUCUUCACGUUAUCCCUCCCGCCGGAGGAUUGGCCACAAAGAUCGCCGACAGUGUUGACGGAAAGCCCUUCAAGUUCCUCGACGGUCUUGACGUUGAUCCCACCACCGGCGUCGUCUACUUUACUUCUUUCAGCUCAAAGUUCAGCCCCAGCGAAGUGUUUAUAGCAGUGGGAGUAAAAGAUGCGAGCGGAAAGCUCUUCAAAUACGACCCAGCGACUAAAGCAGUAACUGUGUUAAUGGAAGGUCUAAGUGGUGCGGCUGGUUGCGCCGUGAGCUCAGAUGGUUCAUUCGUGCUGGUUAGCGAGUUUAUAAAGAGUAACAUCAAGAGAUAUUGGAUUAAAGGACCAAAAGCUGGUUCUAUUGAUGACAUCUUCUCAAGUGUUGUCUCGAACCCUGACAACAUCAGGAGGAUUGGUUCUACUGGAAACUUUUGGGUCGCUUCCGUCAUUAACAAGGUGGUAGUUCCCACGGACCCUUCAGCUGUCAAAAUCGAUUCUGAUGGAAAAGUGCUUCAGACAAUUUUUCUCAAGAAAGAGUUUGGGAAUACUUUGCUCAGUGAAGCCAAUGAGGUCGAUGGUAAACUGUAUAUUGGAACUCUUACUGGACCUUUUGCCGGAGUUAUGAAACUUUAG
Eruca vesicaria subsp. sativa (arugula) is the source of this 987-nucleotide messenger RNA. The record is from the annotation of a GenBank genome assembly. Lineage: Eukaryota; Viridiplantae; Streptophyta; Magnoliopsida; Brassicales; Brassicaceae.